UGAAAGAUAUAUAUUUUAGGUUAGGAAUAUUAGUUUGCACGUGUUUGUCAAUAUAAUUAUUUAAAUUUGGUUAAAAAUGGGUAAAAAUAAUAGACAUAAAAAGCUGUUAAAAUCAGAACGUGCAAAAGUUAAACUUAAAGGAAAAACCUUACCAAAAGGAACAAAUGUAACUAAUACAACUUUCAAAGUACGGAAAAUAAUAAUUGGAGAGCAGUUAAAAAAUGUUGGAGUGAACAAAGUUGAUAUCGCCACGCAAAUCAAAGAUUGCUUGUCCAAGCUCCGACAUCACAACCAUAAAAUUUGCAUGGGAUCAUUAAAUAAUCUGAAAUGUAUUUUAACCAAAUAUUCUGUUGACAUCAUAGAUAAUCAGUUUAGUCCAAUUUUGAAAAAAUUUAUCUAG
This is a messenger RNA of Ctenocephalides felis (cat flea), 400 nucleotides long. RefSeq lists its product as uncharacterized. Lineage: Eukaryota; Metazoa; Arthropoda; Insecta; Siphonaptera; Pulicidae. The record is from RefSeq and is a predicted model, not a curated record. The coding region runs from base 77 to 400 and encodes 107 amino acids. The transcript is spliced from 2 exons.